AACAGAAACAUCCGAAGCGUCACGGUCUAGAGGGAGAGAAGGAGAAGGAGAGAGCUAGAAAGAGAGAGGGAGAGGGAGAGAGCGAGGAAGUGAGAGAGAGGUAGAGAGAGAUAGGAAGUGAGAGAGAGUGAGGAAGUGAGUGAGAUAGAGAGACAUAGAGAGUGAGAGGAAGAGAGAGAGAGAGAGAGGAAGUGAAAGAGAGGUAGAGAGAGAGAGAUAGGAAGUGAGAGAGAGUAAGGAAGUGAGUGAGAGAGAGUGAGAGACAUAGAGAGAGAGAGACAUAGAGAGAGAGAGAGAGAGGGGGAGAGGGAGAGAGAGCGAGAGAGAGGGGGAGGGAGGGAGGGGGUGAGAGUGAAGCAGCAUCACCGCCUUUUUUCCAUCCAGCAUCUUCACCCGCCGGCAGCCAAGUCGAGUGGGAGCUCAGUCACAACUCGUCCUCCCUGCGUCUAGAGUUCCCCUUCUUCCUCCACCUACCUCCUCUUUCUCCUCCUCCUCCUCUUCGCAAUGUCCGUGUCCAGUGACUUCGGGAACCCGUUGAGAAAAUUCAAGCUGGUCUUCCUGGGGGAGCAGAGCGUUGGAAAGACGUCUCUGAUCACGCGGUUCAUGUAUGACAGCUUUGACAACACAUAUCAGGCCACAAUUGGAAUUGACUUCCUAUCGAAAACCAUGUACUUGGAAGAUCGAACGCUUUCUCUCUCUGAACCCCAGGUGAGGUUGCAGCUCUGGGACACAGCAGGACAAGAGCGCUUCAGGAGCCUCAUUCCCAGUUAUAUACGGGACUCCACUGUGGCUGUGGUGGUCUACGACAUCACAAAUGUGAACUCAUUCCAGCAAACGUCAAAAUGGAUCGACGAUGUCAGGACAGAGAGAGGAAGUGAUGUCAUCAUUAUGCUGGUUGGCAACAAAACAGAUCUGGCGGAUAAGAGGCAAAUCACAAUUGAGGAAGGUGAACAGAGGGCUAAAGAGCUGAGCGUCAUGUUCAUAGAGACGAGCGCCAAGACGGGUUACAACGUCAAACAGCUGUUUCGUCGCGUGGCAGCUGCUCUCCCAGGGAUGGAAAGUAUGCAGGAGACGGGCAAAGAAGGCAUGAUCGACAUCAAACUGGACAAACCGCAGGAGCCGCAGACGACUGAAGGAGGCUGCUCCUGUUAAUGCUCCGCAUCUCCCCUGGAAAAAGAGAACAUCAUCUACACCACAUGCUUGUUAUGUUGCUUACUAUUGGUUAACCUGCAGUUGACUUUGCACGUUGAGAAUCUGGCGUCCUCACCCGACAAUUUGUCAUGAGUUUGAAGUAGCAAUACGUGAAUUCGAUUCUAAAGUAGCGUCACCUACAAAAAAUAGUGAAAAAAGAGACUUGUGGAAAAGGAGAAGUUGCAUUUUGUGUGUAUACAAUUUUUUUUUAAGGUAGAAAUGCAAGUUUCCCCACUUUCUUUUUUUCUAUAUUUGUAUAUUCAGGGAAAUCUCUCUGGAAAAGUUUUUUUUUUUUAAAGAUGCAAACAAACACAGCUCUAAAUCUAGGAGCCGGAAAGAUCAGGUGGUUGUAGAUGUAUUCUUAUGGAUAUCACUGUUGUUAUAGGCAAAGAGGGGCCCUCUUCACAAACACCAAACCAUUACCCAUAACCCUCUUGACUGAAUGCCAACACUUGACCUUGUGAAGGCGCUUUACCUAAACGUAACCAUUUUUAAUCUUGCGGCACAGGCCAGCCUUGCAGUUUGGUGGACCAAUCACAGCACCCGUAACCUCAGUGUGAUCCAUAGGUAGCGAUGUGUUACUUGGCCAAAACGAACACUGACAUCUUGAGUAUCUAAUGCAUGCCUAGUUUUUGAGCAUAGGUACUGUCUACCAAUGUAAACAGGUUUGAAUAUGUAACAUUACACCAGUGACUUAAUGCACUCUGAUAGUCCAA
Messenger RNA from Pleuronectes platessa (European plaice), 1907 nucleotides. It is a transcript of the gene rab6ba, whose product is annotated as RAB6B, member RAS oncogene family a. The transcript is spliced from 8 exons. Lineage: Eukaryota; Metazoa; Chordata; Actinopteri; Pleuronectiformes; Pleuronectidae. Gene Ontology annotation, molecular function: GTPase activity; GTP binding. The record is from RefSeq and is a predicted model, not a curated record. Bases 505 to 1152 code for a protein of 215 amino acids.